GGAUCGGAAACCCUCAUGAUUCCUUUACCGGUCUGAGAGUCAGACGGAUUUGACGUUCAGACUGUAACCUGUCAUUUGGGGGCUCUCCCAUCGAUCGCAUGAUCGUCUUUAAUUCGACGACUGGAGGAUGCGAGCCAAGAAUUUCGAUGGCCUGGUUCUUGUGAGAGUCCUGCGCUGGGAAUCGGAAAUCGGAAGCUCACGAUGAAGCCCGUGACUCUGAAUCAGCUGCAGGAAGUGGUGAAAUGUGGAGGCAGACUGCUGGGAAUGGAUGUGGGAGUGCGGAAUGUGGGAUUUGCAAUGUCCGAUCACGAAUGCCGUGUCGCCUCUCCUCAUAGUGUCAUCUAUCGUAGUCAGUCAACAACGCUCUCAAACAUCGUCUUGCUGGAUGACUUGGUUCGGAAACAUUCUAUAAGAGGCCUUGUAGUCGGGUACCCUCUGGAGUUAGCAGGACAUCGUAGCAAUCAGGAACUUAUGGUGAAAUCUUUCAUUAGUGAGCUACAGCUAAGUGGCAGGUUUCAGAACCUUCCUUAUCUAUAUUGGGAUGAGCGUCUCACGACCGCGGCUGUGACCAGAACAUUGAGCGGACUGCAAAUGAUAGGGCACCAGAGAAAAACCAUCCUCGAUAAAAUGUCUGCCCUUGGCAUUCUCCAGGAUUGUAUGGAUAACCUUUGGCGGCUUGAUCGUGAUGCUAGUCAAUGCUGACUACUCCUCGAAUGAAGCUAGACGGCACGUUUCUGAGCUGAAGAAUUAACCACUUGCCGUGUACAUAUGUUCUGUCCAUCACGUGGGCGAAAUCAGGCGAGAAUGGUAGAACAAUGGCGAACAAUAAUUCCAGAUCAUUUUAGCUUUUCAAAUCUUUUCAAAUUAGUUUAGGUACGGAUACCAAUGGUUAGAGGAACAUGAGCGAACUCUUCGUGUUCCACUCCUCAUUGAAAUCAUGCGGAAGCAUGUGUUCAAUGAGGAGUGGAACAAGAAUGUCUGUGAUGUCUUGAAAUGUCUGUGACUACAGAGAUGUCUUGUUUCAAGAAGUUCCCCUUCAAAGAGUACAAUUUAAAAACUCAGCGGAAAAAGAGAGUAAUGUGUGCCAUCAUCAGGGUAUUUCUCAAAAGUUGUUUACCUCGUCUGUUUGUGAGAUGAGGGAACUCAAACAAACAUACAUGUAACUACAAUGAUAUACACCUCGUAUCUAAAACAGACAAACACAUUUGCUC
Molecule: messenger RNA, 1211 nt
Organism: Marchantia polymorpha subsp. ruderalis
Lineage: Eukaryota; Viridiplantae; Streptophyta; Marchantiopsida; Marchantiales; Marchantiaceae
Source: the annotation of a GenBank genome assembly